AGGGUCUGGACAAGGAGUGGUCUACCCUCCCAGCGCUGGUCACACACCACACCGUCAUGCGAGAGAUGCUGCCCUGCACCCUCAGACUUCCCAAGGUCAAGGGCACUGCCAAGAACGCAGCGGCUCAAAGCCAUGGAGGAGAGGAAGCGGGUGGUGAGCUAGGGGAGGACAACUACCAUCAGCUGGCCGAGGUCUCGGGUCUGGUCGGGAAGUUAAAGAUGUGAUGGGACGCGAUGCAGAGUCUCGGAAUUAUAUGUCCGUUUGGUGAUGCGAUGUGGAGUCUCGAAAUGAUAUCAUGUCUGUUUGGUGACGCAAUGCAGUGCAGUAUCUCAAAAUAAUAUGUCCGUCUGGUGAUGCGAUACGAUGCAGAGUCUCGAAAUAUGUCCGUCUGCCCGUCUGCCUGUUUGAAGGUGGGAUACGAAACACAAUCUCCAAAUAUGUCCGUCUACAUGUCUGCCUGUUCAAAAGUGUGAUAUACGACACAGUCUCCUAUAAUGUCCGUCUGCCUGUCUGUUUGUUGGAAGCUGUGUUGUGUGGUCAGAUACAGAGUCUGGAAAUUUGUCUGCCUGCUUCAAGAUGUGAUGCUGCGACACAGUCUCCAGUCGUGAAGUUAUUAUGUGCAUCUGCCUGUCUGUGUGCCGUGCUUGGAGAUGUGAUGUGUGAUGCGACUCGGAGCCUGCUUCUAGAUUUUAUGCUGCGACCCAGUCUGACAUCGGAUUUUAAUUGUGGGCCGUAGAUUGACCUCGGCUAAAUUUUAAGAGAAUUUUUUU
This is a messenger RNA of Aplysia californica (California sea hare), 770 nucleotides long. Its product is annotated as tensin-4. The record is from RefSeq and is a predicted model, not a curated record. Lineage: Eukaryota; Metazoa; Mollusca; Gastropoda; Aplysiida; Aplysiidae.